AAGGAGACUGCAACUGAUGUGGUCUUCAGUUGUGGGCUGGCGCAUCAAGAUAAAGGAGGAGAAAUAAAAGGAUAAAAAACAAGAUAAGACUCCUAAUCAAGUAGGAGAAAUUAUAGGAAUAGAUUUGUAAAUUAUCUUGUAAAUAUUCUCAAUUAUGUUGCUUAUCAUCUGCUAGAAAUUAGGAAUUGAUAACAUAGAAAGCUGUAUAUAAUUCUUAUUUCAUGAGAAAUCAAGUAUGUUUUGGAUUUCCACCAAAUCAGUCUCUCGUUUCUAGGUUCCAUACUUUAGGAACCAAAUUUGUUCAUGGUAUCAGAGCUCGGCUCUUCUUAGUCCAAAGAUCCGAAUCAGAUGGAGCCCCAAGACCGUGAGAAUGCAGCCCCAACUGCAGCGGAGUCUUCCUUGAGUUCGGAUCUUCAACAACCAGCGACUUCAACUGCUGGAGCGCCUAACAACACUCUUUCCUUGGAUAGUCAUACUUUGCAUAUCACCCAACAUAGGUUGAACGGAAGAAACUUUAGAGAAUGGUUUCAAUCCGUAACCUUGGUGAUUAAAGGCAAAGGAAAAUAUGGCUACCUCACAGGUACAAUCCAAACUCCACCAGAAAAUUCAGUAGAAUAUCAAAGAUGGGAGAUAGAAAAUUCGAUUUUGAUGGCUUGGAUUAUCAAUUCAAUGGAGCCCAAGAUAGGCUGACCCUAUCUAUUUUACAAAACAGCCAAAGAAGUGUGGGAGGCUGUUCAGGAAAUCUAUUCUGAUCUCGAAAAUACAGCCCAAUGCUUUGAGAUUAUGGCUGCAAUUCGGAAUACCAAGCAGGGCAAUCUUGGAGUGACUGAAUACUACAAUAACCUAGUGAAACUAUGGCAGGAGAUGGAUCUAUUUUAUGAUCCUAGCUGGAAGUGUGCAGAUGAUAGCCAAAAGUAUAGCAAAAUGCUGGAAAAAGAGAGAAUCUUUGAUUUUCUCCAAGGGCUCAAUCCAGAUUUUGAUGAGGUAAGAGGAAGAUUAUUGGGUACAAAGCCUUUACCAUCUCUUCGGGAGGUGUUUGCCGAAGUUAGACGGGAGGAAAGCAGAAAAAGGGUUAUGCUACCAACAACCGAACCUAAUUCAGGAUCGGCCCUUACUGCUGCAAGAAAGGAAGACAUUCCAAAGGAUAAGCAAUGGUGUGAACAUUGCAAUCGGCCUUAUCACACCAAGAGUACAUGUUGGAAGUUGCAUGGGAAACCCCCAAACUGGAAACCGAAACCGAAGAAGGACAGAUUGGCUUAUGCUGCAAUAAGUGUACCCACUAGUGAAAAAGGAACAGGUAUGGGAUUAACUACUGAUCAAAUUGACUUCUUACAGAAACUGUUACAAAGCUCAUAUAUUGCAAAGGAAUCAGAUGAGGCAGCACCAAAUUAUUCAGCAUCUAUGGCACAAAAAUAUAGGAGAUAAGGAUCUAACUGUUUUGAUGGCUGAUGGGACUCAAUCAUUGGUGAAAGGAAAGGGAAGUGUUUGUGUUGCUGAUUUAUUACUUGAAUCAGUAUUGCAUGUGCCAAACCUAAGUUGUAAUCUGUUAUCAGUAAGCAAACUAACGAGAGACUUGGAUUGUAUUGUAACAUUCUUUCCUUCAUAUUGCAUUUUUCAAGACCGAUCCUCGGGGAAGGUGAUUGGUAGUGCUGAGGAGAAGGAGGGACUUUACUGGCUUUCUGAUAAUAAGGAGUCUCUUAGUCAAGUUUCUCAUAGGUUUUUUCUUAUGGUUAGUUCAGAUUCUGAAAUUUUGUUAUGGCAUAAACGCCUUGGUCAUCCUAGUUUUUCCUAUUUGAAACACUUGUACCCUAACCUAUUUAUCAAUAAAGAAAAAAUGGUACUUAAGUGUGAUCAUUGCAUCCUUGCUAAACAAACUCAUAGUACUUAUCAAUCAGUCCCCUAUACUCCUUCUAAACCGUUUUAUUUGAUCCAUAGUGAUAUAUGGGGACUGGCUAGAGUACCAAAUCUAAAUGGGGCAAGAUGGUUUAUAACUUUUAUUGAUGACCAUACAAGAGUGUGUUGGGUAUACUUGAUGAAAGAAAAAUCUGAGGCAUGUGCAAUCUUUCAAACUUUCCAUAAACUCAUUUUAAAUGUCUUUCAGUCCUCUAUUUGUAUCCUUAGGACUAACAAUGGUUGGGAAUACUUUUCUCACUCGUUUACCCAAUAUCUUACUACCAAUGGGAUCUUCCAUCAAAGCACUUGUCCUUAUACCCCUCAACAAAAUGGAAUAGCUGAAAGGAAAAAUCGACACUUGCUUGAGGUGGCUAGAUCUCUUAUGUUCACAAGUUUCAUGCUUAAUAGAUAUUGGGGGGAGGCAGUUCUAACAGCUGCCUAUCUAAUUAAUAGACUGCCUACCAAAGUCUUGAAGUACCAAGUCCCACUACAAAAUCUCACUUCCAUCUUUCCCCAUGCUCGUAUUCUAAAUACUCUUCCUCCCAAAGUUCUUGGAUGUGUGGUGUAUGUCCAUCAAACCAGUCCAAAUCAGCAUAAACUUGAACCAAGAGCAUUAAAGUGUAUAUUCAUUGGGUAUUCUCCUACCCAAAAGGGUUAUAAAUGUUUCUACCCUACAUCACAAAAAGUCUUCAUCUCUUGUGAUGUAACAUUUAUGGAGAGUGAGUCAAUUACUCAAGUACCUCCCUACAAUUGAAAGAUAAUCAUUGGGAUCCAGCAGUACCUAUGCCUAUUUCAUUACCUAUACCUCAGCUUAACCCAAAUAAUGUUUUUAAUCAAACUGCUGCAGCUGAGUCUUCCCAGCCAGCAUGCUCUAAACCUAAUCACCCGAGCCUAUUAUCUUCUCAAGAACCCCAAAUCCCAGCUGAAUCUAUGGAAACUGAUUUAGGGGACAACUUGAAUCUAGAAAAGCCAAUACAAGUCUACUCAAGAAGAGGUAAACAACCAGCUCCUCAAAACUGCCAACUGCUAGAACCGAGGGAAAGUCCAGUGAAUGAGGAAGAAGUUACAGCUGUUGACAGUGACUUGCAUCUCCCUAUUGCUGUUAGAAAAGGGGUAAGAUCAUGUGUAAAGCAUCCUAUUUCAAAUUACUUGACAUAUUCCAGGUUAUCUCCCGAAUUCAAGGCUUUCACCGCUAAUUUAGAUACAGUGGCUAUACCUUGGAAUAUUCAAGAGGCACUAAAUGAUCCCAAGUGGAAAGAGGCAGUGAUGGAAGAGAUGAAGGCACUAAAAGGCAACCACACAUGGGAAGUUGUUGACUUUCCGAAAAACAAGAAGAUCAUAGGCUGCAAAUGGGUAUUCACCAUCAAAUACAAAUUAGAUGGGAGUAUGGACAGAUACAAGGCUAGGCUGGUUGCCCAAGGUUUCUCUCAAACCUAUGGGAUAGAUUAUGAGGAGACAUUCGCACCAGUCGCAAAACUAAAUUCUAUAAGAGUACUGUUAUCUAUUGCUGUAAAUAUGGAUUGAGAAUUGCUCCAAUUUGACAUAAAAAAUGCAUUCUUAAAUGGGGAGUUAGAAGAAGAAGUAUAUAUGCGGAUUCCACCUGGUUUUGAUACCGAAGAAAGUGGAAAGGUGUGCAAAUUACAAAAAUCUCUCUAUGGAUUGAAACAGUCUCCAAGGGCAUGGUUCAAAAAGUUCAGCUCUACUCUCAUUAAAUUUGGAUACAAACAAGGUGAUGCCGACCAUACUCUCUUUGUUAAACAUGCUACUAAUGGAAAAAAGUGUAUCUUAAUUGUGUAUGUAGAUGAUAUAAUCAUUACAGGAGAUGAUACUCAUGAGAUAGCAGCCCUGAAACAGAAAUUGAAAGAAAAAUUUGAAGUCAAAGAUUUGGGUGAAAUGAAGUACUUUCUUGGAAUGGAAGUAGCAAGGAGCAAACUAGGUAUAGUUAUCUCCCAACGAAAAUACACUCUUGAUCUUUUAAAAGAAACUGGAAUGUUGGGAUGCAAACCUAGGUAUACUCCACUAGAAAGAAAUUGGAAAUAUGUGAAAAAGGAUGAUGACUUGGUGGUUGAUAAAGAUAGAUAUCAAAGACUCGUAGGGAGGUUAAUUUAUCUCUCCCUAACUCGCCCAGAUAUAGCAUAUGCAGUGAGUAUUGUUAGCCAGUAUAUGCAGCUCCAACUCAACAACAUAUGACAGCUGUGUAUCACAUAUUGAGAUACUUAAAAGGAACUCCUGGUAAGGGACUGUUGUUUCAAAAGAGCGAUGAAAGAGGAGCUGAAGGGUUUUCUGAUGUAGAUUGGGCUGGAUCAGUAAUAGAUAGUCGGUCAACAUCAGGAUUUUGCACUAAAUUAUGGGGAAACCUAGUUACAUGGAGAAGCAAGAAACAAUCAGUAGUGGCAAGAAGCAGUGCAGAAGCAGAAUUUAGGGCGAUAGCUCAAGGCAUAUGUGAGCUUAUUUGGCUGGUGAGGCUUAUGGAGGACCUACAAAUACCUCUGACUCAACCAACGAAACUAUAUAGUGACAGCAAGUCAGCCAUAUGCAUUGUUAAUAACCCAGUACAGCAUGAUAGAAUGAAACACGUCAGGAUUGAUCGCAACUUCAUCCAAAGAGAAAUUAAUGAAGGAGGCAUAAAUCUGCUUUAUAUUCCUACAACAGAGCAGAUAGCAAAUGUGUUGACUAAAGCCAUGUCAAGACCUGGUUUUGAGAUCCUUAUCGACAAGCUAGGAAUGAGAGAUAUCUAUUCCUUAGCUUGAGGGGGGGUGUUGGAGAGUCCUAGGAUCCGAGGAAACCUCAAGGUAAAAAAGAGUCCAAAGCAAAGAAGGAGACUGCAAUUGAUGUGGGCUUCAGUUGUGGGCUGGCGCAUCAAGAUAAAGGAGGAGAAAUAAAAGGAUAAAAAACAAGAUAAGACUCCUAAUCAAGUAGGAGAAAUUAUAGGAAUAGAUUUGUAAAUUAUCUUGUAAAUAUUCUCAAUUAUGUUGCUUAUCAUCUGCUAGAAAUUAGGAAUUGAUAACAUAGAAAGCUGUAUAUAAUUCUUAUUUCAUGAGAAAUCAAGUAUGUUUUGGAUUUCCACCAAAUCAGUCUCUCGUUUCUAGGUUCCAUACUUUAGGAACCAAAUUUGUUCAUAAACUAAUGAUGAAAAUCCAACUCCUUGAAUGGUUUUCUUUAACAUGCCUGUUAAUAUUUUGAUAUAACAAUCUGUAGAUGAAAUCAAAGAACAUUUUUUUAUAUGUGCUAGUUUCACUUGUCUGGGGGGGGGAAAAAAAUCUGGUUUGUUCUCUAAGACUUUAUCAUCUAAGGAUAAUUUAAUAUGUGUUUCAACUCUCUCACACUGGUUGCUGGUUCUCUCCAAAAAUCAGACAGAAGAACAAUCAGUUUGCCAUCUAUCCAAGAACUUUCGAAUUAUUCUACAAGGAAUCUCAAUUAACCCUGAAGAAAGGUAUAGGAAAAAGAUAAAGUAUCUUUUUAUUCUCUAAAUUAGCAUGACAUGACGAGUCUUGUAUUAAGUUUUGUGCAAAUAUAUAUUAUUUAUUUAUUUUUCUUUCUUUUUUUUUCCCGCGGGGGGGUGAUGGGGAAGAGGAUACAAGAACUUGAGAGUUGGUCUAUCUCAUGUUAGGUGAGAUACUCAUUGUGGCGACAUCAUUAUUAUGGUCAUUGAUUAUUAGGAAGGAUACUAUGAGCUCAUUGAAGGACGGAUUAACUUCAAUUAAAUAUGGUUCAGGCUGACCCUUUUUGGCAAUAUUUUGUGUCACGUACUUCUCAAUAUGAUUAUCAUGUCUAGAGUUGUCGGUGGGACAAUUCUAGUGGCCAACUAUGUGCUUUACUCUUCUCAUUUCCUUUUUUUUUUUUCUUGU
Messenger RNA from Diospyros lotus (date-plum), 5741 nucleotides. RefSeq lists its product as uncharacterized. NCBI's taxonomy places the organism in Eukaryota, Viridiplantae, Streptophyta, Magnoliopsida, Ericales, Ebenaceae. The transcript has 2 exons. The coding region runs from base 784 to 1425 and encodes 213 amino acids. The record is from RefSeq and is a predicted model, not a curated record.